AUGUCAUUCGAUUCACAAUCAGAAAGUUGGUGGUGUAUCGUGAUUGGAAACUUGUUUUAUUAUUUCAGACGAGCCACUAAAUAUGGAUCGAGAAAAGACGCCGCCACCAACAGCUUUCACAACGGCGCUCAUCUGCCGCAACGUAACAACUACGCUCUCCAACAAAAACUCUGACAACUCCGUUUUAGAUAUCGGAGGCUACAGAAGUGUCAGGCACAACAUUUUAUCCCUCAAUAUCUAAAAAUUGUGCUUGUCGUUGUGCGUGCGGAAGGUGCUGUUGUGACGAGAUUGCGGCAGCCGUUUUGAGUAAAAAUCUUCCAUCGAGGUCGGGCACGCCGCACAGUUCUUGCAGCAGUCAGCAACUAGUAUGCGAAUCUCUUCAGAUUGAAUAAGUUUUUGAAAUUCUAGAUUUCUGCGGGUACGGGACAUGUCAAUGCGGCUGCGAACCAACAACCAGAUGUUUUCGGAAAUCCGCACCCGACUGCAGCUCCCUCUACAAACGGUCAGAUGUACAACGUCACAAAUCAACAGUAUCCUAUUCCGUAUCAUCCGAUUACUGCGAUUCCGCCUGGAUUUGAAGGAUUCCAAAAACAAGUUCAUCCGAAAAACACUUGCCAACUAACAUUACACAUUUUUCCAGAUAAUCUCUUCUCAGGUUCCGCUUGGAUUUGGAGGAUUUUUGAAUCAGGGAAACGCCAAUCCAAUGUACGGGCAAAAUGGAAGUAACGCGGGUUUUCUCUCCCAGAGACAGAAUUAUCAGCAGCAUAUGGUGUUGAACACAAGCCAGCCUAUAUUUCACAACGAGCUCCAAUAUCCACCUCCCACUGCCUAUCCAGUUAGUUGUAUUACUUAAAACAUACAUAUUUUCACAAUUUUACUUUUUUUAUUUCACGAAUGUAGUCUUUCCCUAACACAGCGAACUCAAUUCAGCAAUUUUCCCAAUUCAUUCCAAACCGUCAAGGACCAGCUCCGAUCGAUGAACCCAAGGGUCCUCCUUCCUUCAGCAACCCCGUUCAAAUGCAAGGAAAUCAGGAACAGGAAGAUGUAAACCUCUUUGAUAGCAAUCUCGGAAGCUGCGUUGCCGGGUCGGAGUAUGGUAGACCACCAACUGAUCCUCGUCAGGUUAGUUUUCCGUAGAGAAACACUUUUCAAUCCAGAAACUUGCAGAUUUCUCAUACUUCUCCGAGCACAUGUGCGUCUGAGGGAAGCACGCCGGCAUGUCUUCUGAAUCCAGUGCCUUCUGAAAUAUUCGUGGUGGAUAGAACCAGCAAUUCGGAGGUAAUCUUGAAAUGAUAUAAAGUGUUUUAUGUUUCAUCUCACAUCAGGAGAUUCGCUCUUCCGAUUCCUCCCAUCUGUCGGAGGCAGCGGCUCCCGAAGUUGGAGUGGCGGGACCGUCGUGUUCAGCAAAAUCAAAAAACGCCUUAAAAAAGGAGCAGAAAGUAAUUGAGCUCGCUUUGAGAAAAGAACAGAAGUAUCUAAAAACAAUGGCAAAGAAAGAGGCAAAACGAAAAAAGGACGAGGAAGACGAGAGGAUUAUGAACCAAGCAGUGGCGGAUAAUAUUGCAGUUCAAGAAGCCAUGAAGAAGGAGGAGGCGGAGGCGACGGCAAAGUGGUUCGAAGAAUUAAUCAAGGACAGUCACGAUACUGUGGAACAGGCAAAGAAUGUUAUGAGUCAGUUGAAGCAAAUGCUUAGCAAAGUAAUGUUUUAAAAUGAUCUGAUUGCAGCUGAAUACGAUAAACAACUUGCUGAGUUGUCGUCCGAAGAUUUGGUGCAUCUCCGAAUAGAAGAGAUAAAAGAUAAGGGCUUGGAAAGUAAGAUCCUUUUAAAUAUCAGACACUAAUUCUCUGUUUCAGAUACUUCUCACGACAUCGAUCGAGAAGUCAAGAAAUAUAUUGAAAAAGAUUUUUGCAGCUUUAAAGGUGUGCAAAAUGUUGUUUGAUGUUUAUACCUAUCACAUUUUCAGAAAUGUGGCGAACAGCACUUGACUUCCUUGAUUCAAAAAUGUUAUUUGUUCGUGCCGGCCCGUAAUAUGUUUUUAUUUUUAGCUGUUUUUCAGAAUCCCAUCCAAUACGGUCCGAUACAAAGGUGUUAUGAUAUAGUGCUUGCUCCGCAUUUCGCGUACUUUAGCACCCUGCACGGAGAAGAGCAGAAAGAAUUCGAAGAAAGGUUUCUGGCGUCAUUCCAAUUUGAAGACAUUUCGGAGAGUCCAGUUAAGCCCAAAUAG
Messenger RNA from Caenorhabditis sp. 36 PRJEB53466, 2225 nucleotides. Lineage: Eukaryota; Metazoa; Nematoda; Chromadorea; Rhabditida; Rhabditidae. The record is from the annotation of a GenBank genome assembly.